UUCGCGUUUUGCUGUGGGAAUCGCGCUACGAUUUUCGCGAAAAGGCGGGAACCACCAGUCACUGGCUUUUUGUGCAACCUUCGCACGCUUCCAAAGGGGUUUUUCUCCUCGACUUACAUAUGUUGAGAGCCGCUUUUCACAACAUUGUUGAUCGACAAUAGAUCUGCGAUUAUGGAUUCUCGUGCUACGGUACUUUUGUCCCUGGCAUUGGUUCUUCUAAUGAUGAUCAUGGCAGCAGAGGGGCGCACCAAGAAAGUGGUAAUCCACGUGCCGUACAAAGUGAAGAAGAUAAAGCACACGCACACGGUGUACAAGACGGUGCACCACCACCACACGCAUCGCGAGCCUCCGGAGCCGCUGCAUCUCGGGGCUCCCUCGGAGGAGCACGAGCAUUUCCACCACAUGCAUCUCCACGAUGAAGGCAGCCCCUCCAUGCCCAUCCCGGACUUCCUGCCGGACGUGCCGCUGGACGUGCCGGACAUCCCCGACAUGGUGGAGCUGCCCGGACACCGCCACAUCCCGCUGUUCCGUCGGGUGUCGCACGCGGACGUGGCGGACUUGUAUCCGGAUGAGGAUGAUGAAGAUUACAGCGUAGAAGACGACGGACAAUCAGAAGAAAAGAAGCCAUAAACGAACGAUUAACUUCUCUAUUGUAUGCCAAAUAAAGUGCAAUUUGCUCUGAUACAGUAAGAACUUUCGUUUGUCUCCGUCUAUAAGACUCUGAAUAACAAAAGUUCAUUGCUAGAGUACUAGGUACUAACCAAUA
Molecule: messenger RNA, 766 nt
Organism: Plutella xylostella (diamondback moth)
Lineage: Eukaryota; Metazoa; Arthropoda; Insecta; Lepidoptera; Plutellidae
Source: RefSeq, a predicted model, not a curated record